Fusarium graminearum PH-1 is the source of this 1455-nucleotide messenger RNA. RefSeq lists its product as uncharacterized. Lineage: Eukaryota; Fungi; Ascomycota; Sordariomycetes; Hypocreales; Nectriaceae. The coding region runs from base 1 to 1455 and encodes 484 amino acids. The transcript is spliced from 4 exons. The record is from RefSeq and is a predicted model, not a curated record.
AUGGGCUUGCUAAAAAACUUGCCUGAACGCGAUGCUCAAGAUCUUUUCAAGAGAAUCAGGUCUGGUGCAGAUGCUGGGUCAGUCCUUCAGCAGGCUAACGCCGGGGAUGUUAUGCUUCAGAUGGCUGUUGUGCCAGAAACUCGGUAUCGAUAUGAAUUUCCCUACAGAUCAGAUAUGCCCAAAGACUUCCAUGUCGACAAUCCUUACUUGAAUUCUCUGAUAUACCAGACAGCCACUCUUUACUCGUACGAGAACGGUCCAGAGCUCACUUCACCGAGCGGUUUUACCGACCUUGUUUCUGAAGAGCAGAGGAGCAUGUACUUGAAGCCUUUCCAUGCAGCACAAGUUAUCGAACCACUUCUGAAUGAUGCCAAGAUAUCCUCUUGGACUAGUGUCAGUAAGGAUGAUGUACUCAUGAGGGAUCUACUGCGCGUGAUGUUCCGCUGUGAGUACCAAUUUACUGCAGCCUUCCAGAAGGAUCUCUUCCUUCAAGAUCUGGUUGCGGGACGGGAAGACUUUUGCUCGCCCCUUCUCGUCAACGCUGUUCUUGCCUAUGCUUGUGUCUGCUAUCCACAAAUGUCUAAUCGUGUAGAGUAUUGGAAUCCAAACAAUCUGUUAUAUCGCUUCACUGCUGAGGCUAAGCGCUUAUGGGAGCUUGAAGCCAAAGUACCCCGAAUCACCACCAUACAAGCUGGUAUAAUUUUUACUGUAUUCCACAACCUUUGUGGGGUUGAUGAGAUUGGAAAACCCUACAGGCUGCAGGCAGUUGCCCUGGCUCAUCAACUUCGCAUCUUUGAUACUGCUGUGGCAGAUCGGGGUGAGAGACUCCAAAGGGGCAGAGAGUACACUGCAUGGGCUAUGUAUAACUGGGAGACAAAGUUGGUAUCAUGGUCUGCCAGAAUCUCUAACACCGAGGAGAAUAGUUCUCCCAGGACACCUACAACUUCACCUUUGCUCGAUACAGUCAGCACCAGAGAAUCUUCCCCUCAUCACAUGGUCAGCAAUGCCAAGAAGAAUAUGCACACCCUCGUUAGACUCUACUUUCUUCGACACGGCUUUGAAGCCAUGGACCUUUUUAUUGUUGUACCGCUUGUGAUGAUUGGCUUUGAGUCCGCGAAUCUCAUCAACAACGAUACUCCGGCAGAUGAGAUCGAGUCGUUGCGAGCGACACUUAUUCUCGUUGCUCAGGGGCUCUACUAUCAGCGCCGAAACCAUUACCUGGCGCAAGUUCUCUUUCGAGUCAUCCGAGGGAAAAUGCGUCAACAGGAGAUUGGGCUUCUAGAAAGGUCAAUGGCACUUAGGCUAGGCGAUGUUGAUCGCGAUUCGGAAUUGGCUGUUGCUGUGCGAAGUCAAUGGCCGGUCACCACCGUCAAGAAACAAGACGAGAUCGAGUCACGUGUGUUGAGUAACAUUGUUGAAAGCUUUGGCGACAUGAGCGUUGAAGGGGAGAAAUAA